This is a messenger RNA of Aquila chrysaetos chrysaetos, 8321 nucleotides long. It is a transcript of the gene THNSL1, whose product is annotated as threonine synthase like 1. Gene Ontology annotation, cellular component: cytoplasm. Gene Ontology annotation, biological process: amino acid metabolic process. The transcript is spliced from 3 exons. Bases 1480 to 3702 code for a protein of 740 amino acids. Gene Ontology annotation, molecular function: pyridoxal phosphate binding. Lineage: Eukaryota; Metazoa; Chordata; Aves; Accipitriformes; Accipitridae. The record is from RefSeq and is a predicted model, not a curated record.
GGUCACAAGAAGGUUGAAUGUUUUUCUUUGGGAUUUUUUUUUUUUUUUUUUUUUUACUGCGUGAAAGCUCUGAGAAAAGUCAAAUGGAAGUUGUCCUGUGUUAACAAUUUUGAAAUAGGGUAAUUAUCAGUCUUGGCCUACCUUGAGGUCUUUGGCAGUGGCAAACUGCCACUGCCUUGUUUGGUUACUGAAUUUUAACCACGUGUCACGUUGUUGCAAAUUUUGUGUCUAUACCAGUAACAAAGCCCAGUUUUCACUAAAACUCUUGUCGUUGGCAGCGGUUGUUAAAAUUGUGGAUAAUUGCUAAUGAUAUGUAGGUGCUGUCAACACCCAAGUGAAGGGUCAAGGUGUAUUGUCAAAACUUAAAAUUUCAUUGGAGGCACGGGUGUAAGCUCUGCUUCAAAAAAACCUCACCCUUUUGGCACGGGGUUUAUAUCUAAAGUUGGACGGCCUGGUGUUCUAGCUAGACUGGUAAACUCUACUAGCGAUAAAGCCUAAUUCGAGCUGGUUUUACAGUAAAGUUUUGCCAAGUGAACAAAAAAUUAUUUCAAGGAAACAGGUUGCAUUCAAUGGUUGCAAACUUCUGUGUACACGUACUUUAUGUGGGUGCAAAAUUGGAUUACACUGGAAUAGGUCAAACUGAGUAGCUGAAUGAAGGAAUUCCCUGCGAAUUUUUGCACGAGGUUAACCAAGUUGGUUUCAACCAAUGGCUAUGGCCUAGAUUCAUAACGCAGUCCAGAUGUUACAUCCAGCAGCUGUAUAGUGCAUACCAAGUGACUGCACCUCAAAGUGAAUUUGUAGUGCAACUAGACAUGGUGGGCAGGCCACUAUGCUUGGCAUGGUUUGUACUCGCUUAGUUCACACAUAACACUUGAAGUGAUUCUUAUGUUCAAGAAAUAAAAUCACAAAAAUAUUGUCUCUAAAUUUUUUAAAGGCCUGAAUAUAACUGAUUUACAUCUGGCAGUUUAAUACAAAGAUCUCUUUCCAGCCCUAUAGUGAAUACGUACAUACAGUGCAUUACUGUUGCAGUACAGCUUUAUAAUGAUACUGAAUAUUACAACUACUUUUCACAGAUUGUUUUUUUCUUUUUAAUAACUAUUACAAAAAAUUUGUAUCUAUGCAGGAUGAUUCCCUUAUACUUUACAAGGAUUGAGAAAAACGAUACAGUAUGAUAUGCCCAUCUUUACUCUGAUCUGUGCCUUGUAAUUACAGCAUGUUCGUCAUGUCACAGCACUGGAUGCAAACACAGAGACUUGUUUGCAAGCUCAUCUCUCCACGCAGAAGUGCGCAAAUGCAAAGAUUUAAAUUAUUAGAAGUACUUUGGCUUUGAGUUCUUCACAAAUCACUUGCUUGGUUUGCCAUCCCUUCAGAAGAGAAUUGGUUGCAACUCUUCCAGCCUUGCUGUUGCACAAGUCUCAGUUAAGUGGAUUGUCAAGUUGGCUUGAAAAAAAAACAAACAACAAAACAACCCAGCAGAAGAUGUUUCAUGUUGUUCAGUAUCAGCCUUUAAGACUAAUAACCCAAAACAGUCUUUCUAGCAUGUGUUUAAAACUGAUGCUUUCAAGACCUGCUGUGUUUGCACAGAUAUGGAAGUCAUGGUUCUCAAGCCAUUCUCUUGUUGGAAACAAAAAUAUUAUCCUGAUGGGACCUCCGGGUGCUGGGAAAACAACGAUUGGGAGAAUAGUAGGUCAGAAACUAGAUUGCCCUGUCAUAGACAUAGAUGACGAUGUCCUUGAAACAACCUGGAAUAUGAGUGUGUCGGAAAAACUGCAGGAUGUUGGUAAUGAGCAAUUUUUAGAGGAGGAAGGAAAAGCCCUGUUGAAGUUUUCAGCAUCUGGAAGUGUCAUUUCCCUUACUGGGUCCAAUCCAAUGCAUGCUGCUGGCAUGCAGCAUGUGAAGAAAAAUGGAAUAGUUGUAUAUCUGGAUGUGCCCACAACAGUCAUUAUGAGUAGGCUGAAAUCAAUGAAAGUGGAUCGCAUCGUGGGCCAGUCUCCUGGUAUUUCGCUCAAGGACAUACUUCAGUUUAGGAAGCAGUUCUACAAAAGGUGGUAUGACAUCCGUGUUCUUUGUGGAGGGGAUAUUGCAGCAGAGGUUGUAGCAGAAAAGGUGCUUGAUGCUGUGAAGAGGUACCAAAACUCGGAACUGGAAACUUUCAUUUCAACUAGGUCUAGUAGGUCUGGAAGGAGUAUGGAAAAAGACUCUCAUAAAUAUUUCAGUGAUGUUGUCACUGAGGGCUUAGCCCCUGAUGGAGGACUCUUUGUUCCUGAGAGAGGACUUCCAAAAUUCACUGCUGGAGAAUGGCAAAGCCUAAUAGGAGCAACUUAUAUUGAAAGAGCCCAGGUUAUACUAGAAAGAUGCAUACAUCCUUCUGAUAUUCCUGCUUCUAAGCUGGCAGAAAUUAUUGGAACUGCUUAUGGAGAAAACUUUACUUGUUCUAAAAUUGCCCCAGUUAGGCAUUUGGCAGGCAAUCAGUUUCUCCUUGAGUUAUUUCACGGACCAACAGCAUCAUUUAAAGAUUUUGCAUUACAGAUGGUGCCACAUAUAUUUGCAUACUGCAUUCCCAGAAGCUGCAAUUACUUGGUUCUGGUAGCUACUUCUGGUGACACAGGGAGUGCAGUCCUAGAUGGCUUUAGUCGUCUCCAUGACACUGACAAACAGAGAAUUGCUGUGAUGAAUUUUUUUCCUGAGGAUGGAGUAAGCCCAAUUCAAAAAUCACAGAUGAUUGGCUGUCAGAAAGAAAAUGCCUGGUCAGUAGGUGUCAAAUCUGAUUUUGAUUUUUGCCAGACAGCUAUAAAGCAAAUCUUUACUAAUUCUGAUUAUACUGGCUUUCUUACAGUAGAAUAUGGAACAGCUUUAGCCGCAGCAAACUCCAUAAACUGGGCACGACUGCUUCCUCAGGUAGUUUAUCAUGCCUCUGCAUACCUUGAUCUUGUUCAUCAAGAUAUUAUUCCUUUUGGAAGCCCUGUAGAUGUUUGCAUUCCUACAGGAAACUUUGGCAACAUAUUAGCUGCUUUAUAUGCUAAAAUGAUGGGAAUUCCUAUUAGAAAAUGUAUCUGUGCUUCCAAUGAAAACAAUGUUUUGACUGACUUCAUAAGAACAGGUGUUUAUGAUUUGAGGGGAAGAAAAUUGAUUCCCACUUUUUCACCAGCAGUAGAUAUUUUGAAGUCCUCCAAUCUUGAGCGAUACUUGCACCUGAUUACUAAUGAGGAUGGACAACUGGUGACACAAUUAUAUAACCAGCUGGAAAAUCAGGGCCACUUCCAGCUACAGAAAGAUUUACUUGAAAAGCUUCAGCAGGACUUGGUGGCUGGAUGGUGCUCUGAGGAGGACUGUCUAGCUGCCAUUCACUCUGUAUACAGUACUACAGGAUAUAUUUUGGAUACACACACAGCUGUUGCUAAAGUAGUUGCAGAUCGAUUACAGGAUAGAACUUGCCCAAUUAUUAUUUCAUCUACAGCUCAUUAUUCUAAGUUUGCACCUGCUAUCUUGAGGGCCUUGAGGAUUGCAGAAAUAAACCAGAAUCCAUUAAGUCAGCUUCACUUGCUGAGUUCUUACAGCCCUCUACCUCCAGUCCACUGGGGCCUAUUAGAGACUCUAAAAAAGAAGGGGAAUGAGGAUCACCAGGUCUGUGCUGCUGAUAUGAGUAUGCUGAUGUCCCAUAUAGAAACCUUAAUUCAAAAUCAUUUUAUGAAAGUUUUCUGAGCAACUGAUCAGUCAUCCACUGUGUCAAUUGCAAUACCUUCUUAACAAGCUGCAUGUUUUAAUAAAGUCAUGAUUCACCUGGCCUGUGUCCAGUCCACAGCAUAAUGUCCACAGUUUUAUACUCAGUUGUCAAGUUUUCAACAGUAUUUGUAAGUAACGCAUGUGAGGUUUCUAGUAGUGGUGAAAGGUUGUGAACUGAGAGUAUAAAAGACUGGAAUACUUUUUUGCAGGUCAUACAUAGUAGAGAUGCCAGUACUGUCAGCUUUCCUUGGCACAAACGUGAAGCAUUCUCCAUGUAAGGAGGAAGAUAAUGAAGUCUGACCUUUCUGAAACAAUAGCUCUUGUUUUGUUGCAAGAAAUGUGAUCAUUUGGUCAGUGGGUGAUUAGUUAAACUUUAACUCACUUCACUUAGGGCACCAGAACAUAAUAAGAUAUUGUAAUGAUGUUCUUAUGUUACUAAUGAGGGUUGAUUUCACUACAAAGAUUGAAGUAUACUUGUAUUGUUAGUCCUUGAACUGUUCCAAUUUGAUGGUAUGUUAUCUUCUUGUGUAAUUUUUUUUUAAUGUAUUGUGAGGCCAGUGUUUAUAUAAAAAAAUCUGGUUAUUUUGUUUUUCAUGCUUUUUUCCCUCCCAGAUAUUUUCCUGUGUAAAAUAGAAUACUUCAUUCAAUAUUUUUAAGAUUUUUUUUUUUGAGACGUGACUUUUCCUCCAGUGUGUUGUCUCUUUUCUAGAUCUUUUCUAUUUGAACUUUCAACUUUAGAAUCCUUUUUUGAUGCUAUAGAAGAUUUGCUAGUAUUAGCAGCAGUCUCCUUAAAUAAGAACCAAACUUCACCAUUUAUUUGCAUUUAUUUCUUGUAUUCUGAGUUUUUAGAAUGUAAGUUUUAUCUUUGAGGUCAUAUAGCUUUCUUGUUCUAAUUACUUCCGUUUUCAUAUUUUGCUUAAAUUAAUUUCCUUGACAUUCUAUUCUAUUCAUGCUUUGCAUGAAUUGGUAUAAGAAAGAAGCUUCCCAAAGUGCUUGGCAUCUCAUCAAGGAAAGUGAAGGAUGAACUCCAGUGUCUGGAAAGUGUGAUAGGCAUCAGAGGUGUUCAUUGUGUAACCUAAAAUAGACCUAUGUUAGCAAUCUGGUUUUGCUAAUGACAGCUCUUCAUUGGGUUUUUGCGUCAGAAAAAAAUGGAGUAGGUUGCCCUAGGAGAUCAUGUGGUUAUGGACAAACGUAUUCUGCUAACUAGAUUAUAUUUAGCAAGGACGUAAAAUAUAACUACAUUUCACACUGAGAGAAGUGGUAAAAUGAUGUAUUGACAAGUUUUGAAUGGCAUCCAGUUACAGGUAAAGAGCUAAGAGUCAUCAGAUGUGAGGACCUAUAGCUAUGGGAGGUUGUGCUUCCCACCAAGAUUCAAAUAUGGAAAGUAUUGGCAAGAAAGGUGGUAAUUGCUAACAUUUUUUUGUCUCUUCAAGAGGCAAGAUCUCCUAGAUGUCAGGACUUAUUUGGGGCUUUGAACUGUUGCCAUAUCUGCAGCUUUCUCUGUGUGUCUGCUUGUACUUUUGCCACAUCAGAGGUGAAGAAGACACCAUCUAGCAAACUAUUUUAAAGAAUUGUAAUUUCUUCCAGUGUGAGGUAAAAGACCUAAGCAUGAUGUGCAUUUGCCACAGUGAAUACAUUAUACAAUGAAAUGAAAUGUAGCUGAUAACAAAGGUGUGACACAAUAGCUUUCUAGAUUCUGCCCUUCUUGGAUGCAUUUUUAGGACCUUUCUAGUUCUUUUCUCUGCUCAGUCCUUCUUCACUAUUUCUGCAGUAACUUUGGAAAAUAACUUUUAUUUUCACAGAAUCAUAGAACAGCCCAGGUUGGAAGGGACCUCAAAACAUCACCGGGUCCAGCCUUUCAUGGGAAAGGGAGCCUAGAUGAGAUUAUCUAGCACACUGCCUAGUCAUGUCUUAAAAACCUCCAGCGAUGGAGACUGUCACAUCCCUGGGGAGGUUGCUCCAGUGAUUGACUGUUCUCAGUGUGAAAAAUUUCUUUAUUAUAUCAAGAUGAAACUUCUCCCAGUGCAACUUGUACCCAUUUCCUCUUGUCAUCUCCAUGUGGCUCCUUGUGAAGACAGAGUCUCUGUCCUCUUUCUAGCCACCACUUAAGUACUGGAAAACUGAUGAGGUGCUCCCUGAGCAGCCUCUUCUCCAGGGUGAAAAGACCUAACUCAAUUCAGUCUCUCCUCAUAGGGGAGAGGCAUUUUUGUCAUUUUGCAGACACAAAGUGAGAAAGACCAUAAAUAUGUAAUUAAAAAAAAAAAAAAUCCAUGUUCUGUUAAGAAAAAGUUGCAUAAGCAUAUUGCCAAAAAAGAAGCAUUGCUUGUGUAGGUGAUAAGUGCACAUCCACCUUGUAUUUCUGUAUGUUUCAGUCUGAUUCUCACGGUAGUUCCAAGUGGAAAAAAAUGUAAUGCUUUCUCUGCAUGUGCUCAGUACAAAACCAGAAUUCUAGAUCUUAAAAAAACCAACCAACCAAACAAAAAAAACAAACCAAAAAACCUCAAACAAGCCCAACUGCCUGGGUUGAAUUACUGGAACAGGAAUUGGUUUCAGCAUAAGGACUCUGUGGAAAUCCUGCAGUACCUGGUUCCCUGGGGCCGAAUGCCAUUUGACAUCAUAGGGCAAUUUGUCACAUGCUGUUACAAUACUUCAUAGAAACAUCUACAAAGAAGAGCUUGUUUUCAUAGAAAGUACCUAAAAGAGAAAAGCUGAGAUUCUAAACAAGAUUAGGCUAGAAGCCAAUGUCCUACCUUGAGUUAGCUCAUUAUUAGAUAAAACAGUCAGAACUAAACUAGCAGAGAAUUUAUUUUGGCAUGACUCAAACAAUCAAUAUUUCAAAGUUCAUGACAGUAACUCAAGCUUAGUUUGAAGGAGAAAGUAUUAUUAAAAUUUCUAGUUGCUAUUUUCAUAUCACAUGAGCCAUUAUAGCAGUUGAUAUGAAUUGAAUAAGUAAAAAAUGAGCAGUUUUACUUAGUUACGGUCUUUCAGUCUGGACUUAGGGUGUAUAAAGGCAGUGGUUAAAGAGCACAUAUUGUAUUAGUACAUUUCUCAGAAUGUCUAAAGGCUUUUACAAUACAGUAUUUACUAAUUUUUAAAAAUAAUGAAUUAACUUUUGGACUUCCUUGUAACUUCAGUGAACUAUUUUUGUGCACCACAUCUGCUUGUGGAUUCUAGUAAUGGGCACUAUAAAAUGUUGCAGUAGUGUCGUGAUCCUGGAUGUGCACAGUAUUUGUGACCAGGUGUUGAUGCGGUGUUAUGGUAGCUGUAAUGUACAAUAUUCUGGUUUGCCUUGCCCUGCUGGGCCUGGAGGAAUGGAAGAGAAAACAUUUCCAGUGUACUCAGUAUAGCUGACUGGGGGGGCAUAGGAUAGUGAGGGAAGCAAUCCUUCUGCCUUCCCAGUCCAGCUUUUCUCAGUGUCAGUCAGUAAAAUAUUGUGGUUCAACAAACAUUGUGCUACUGUUAUUGUACUUUUUUUUCCCCACUAUGAGUAUUAUGAAAGAUUCAAAGGGAAUUAAUGAUUAAGAGUGGACACAAGUGCCGGUUUUUUGUCCUUAGUAGACACUGUGCACACUGAAUGUUGUCGUGCACUAUUUUCUAUUCUUAAGGCAAAAAAUGGUGUGCUAAUGAUACACAAAAGCAAAUCUACAUUGUGAUAGUUAGCAGGAUUCUUUAAGCCAUUUAGGUGUGGUGUAUACCCAGUUUGCUCCUAUUUGUCUAAAGAUAGGAUGUUGGGUCUAAAUCAAUAUAAGCCAGGUUAACAGAGGGUGUGAACAUGCAUAUAUACACAUUUCCACUAGCUUUAUUGACCUGGAGUAAUAGCAUAGCUUUAGUUAACCUAUUAUUCUUCCGUAUAGAUAAAUCUUUGCUGAAGACUAAUACUACAUGAAAAACCUUGAGGACAAAUGCAACAAAUGUAAGGACAACUGUAAUGUCUAUAUUUACACUUUUUAUUGUAAGAAUGUUUAUAUGAAAAAUACUUUGUUUUGCUUACAGACUUACAGCUGCUCAUUACUUGCCUUUAGUCACAGUCCUGCUUCUUGGGGUGACAGAGAGUGGUUUGAGGUAAAGGGUGAAUAGAGCGGAUAGGGAUGACUUCAGAAGAUAAUUCUGUUUUCUUAGUAUCUUACAAUUUAGAAAGAAUUGCUAUUUAUGUUUUUGAGGUGAUGGAAUAUUUUAGCAGAUGGAACUCUGAAGGGAAGAGUCUUGUUUUUCAAGGGGUCAACUUAGCUCUUCGAGGACAUCAACACACAUUGUUGCUACGUAUAUCAUGUUUGGCAUGCCUGAAACACGCGUUAGUCAUUUGUAUCCACUAUAUUUUUUCUAAAUAAAUACUGCAGGAUCCACUCUGUAGCACUUGCUUUGCAAAUAUGUUCAUAAAUCCUUAUCAAUGUGAUAUAAAGAAAAUCCACUAAAGGAAGUCGUUUCAGAAUUUGAUAUUCUUAAAUCUUGAAAGACAUGUUCUGUCCUGUGUUUACUUGAAAGUUAGGUGUAUAGUAAAUGAUCUAGUAAUUCACUUUGCGGAGAUUGACAGAUGUGAACUAAGUUGCAUCAUCCUGUAAGGAAAGUAUGUAUAAAAAAAUAAACCCACAUCAAAAAUA